Solanum verrucosum is the source of this 1338-nucleotide messenger RNA. RefSeq lists its product as uncharacterized. The record is from RefSeq and is a predicted model, not a curated record. The transcript is spliced from 2 exons. Gene Ontology annotation, molecular function: nucleic acid binding; zinc ion binding. NCBI's taxonomy places the organism in Eukaryota, Viridiplantae, Streptophyta, Magnoliopsida, Solanales, Solanaceae. Bases 1 to 1338 code for a protein of 445 amino acids.
AUGAUAAGAGGGACAUCGGAGCAUGGAUAUGCAGUUCUAGAUGGUUAUCGUCAUAUGUUUAUGACUAUAAAUGAAGGAAGCAAGACAUCGUUAAAGCUUGAUGACAAGGGAAGGUUCAAAUAUUUUUUUGCAUCUUAUGGAGCUUGGAUUAGGGGGUUUGUGCAUAUGAGAAAAGUUUUAGACGUUGAUGGAACAUUCUUAAGAGGUCGUUAUGAUGGAGUUUUGUUAUCUGCUGUCGCACAGGAUACAGAAAAUCAUGUUUUUCCUGUUGCAUUUUGUGUAGUAGAUAAGGAAUGUGAUGCCGCAUAUGAGUACUUUUUUGAGAAAUUGUUGGACAUAGUCCCUGAUACUUCAGAGUUGUGCAUUAUUUCUGAUAGGCAUCCAGGCAUAGAAAAAACACUAUCAAAAUUUUACUCUGAAGCAUACCAUGGAUGUUGCACGAGGCAUCUUGGUGAAAAUGCCCGUAAAAAUUUUCAUUGUGGAGCUUUUCUUAGACAUUAUUACCAUGCAACAAAAGCAUAUCGGAGAGAUGUGUUCCAUGACCAUUUUGAACAAAUCCGAAUUAUCAAUGCGGAGGUCGCUGAUUAUCUUGAAAAUGUUGGGUUUCACAAAUGGAGUAGAGCAUAUUUUCCAGGAAACAGAUAUGAUGUAUUGACCUCAAAUAUUGCUGAGUCAGUUAAUGCAAUGUUCAAUGAAGCAAGAGAAUUUCCCAUUAUUGCCUUGUUCAAUGAUAUAAGCAAGAGAUGGUCGGAAAAAUUUCAUGAGAGAAGAAUGGCAUACGCCAAGUUAAAAACCACAUUCGUUCCUUCAGCUGAAACUAAAAUAAUGGCUAAUAAGAAUCUGGGAAAUAAAUUAUUGGUCCAUCAAAUUGAUGAAGACACCUUCAGCGUCACCGCGGACAAUGAAAUCGCAAUGGUCCAUUUUCGAAGUAAAAUAUGUUCGUGUCGAGAGUUUGACUUGGAUAAAACACCCUGUCAACAUGCUAUGGCUGCGCUCAGACACAAAUUUGGAGAUGAAUAUGGCAAGAUGAUUUAUGAGUACUCUUCUCCGUAUUAUAAGGUAGAGUCAUAUAUACUUGCAUAUGCAGAUCCAAUCUAUCCAGUACCAGCUGAAGAAUUUUGGAAUCUUUCUCUGGAAAUUUUAGAGAGAGUAAUACCUCCACCUGAAAAGAAAACUAAACUGGGAAGGAAGCGGCUGAAACGAGUACCUACUAUAGGAGAAGUGGUUUCAAAGAAAAGAAAUAAAUGCUCUCUAUGUAAAAGAUUUGGCCACAAAAAAACUUCAUGUCCUACGAGAUCGAAUGAAGUUGCAGGAACAAGUAAUGGUGUAGUUUCAUGA